AUGGAAGCGGUCAGUGAUUUUUUUGGUUUCAGCACAGCUGGGCUUGGGCGGCAUUCUGCGUUGGCCGAGAAGUGGCUUACCAGUACCUGGACUGCAGGAAAAGGAGAGGAGUCGUAUCCGGGACAACCAGCGCCGAUCAAGGGCUCGGAAGAAGGACAAGCUGCGCGUCACGUUGCCAACGAGAAUCACAAGCUGCGACAGCUUCUCCACACCUUGGGCCUCGUUGACGAACAAAUCGAACAGUAUAUUCAAGCCGGGACGCUGAAUUCCUUGGCAAUGACCAACCAGCCAGUUGUGCACGAGAGCAGCAGUAUGCAACAAGGGCAGGCGGCAGCCACGUUGGAACGCCUACUCGCUCCGCGGCGGCCACCCUGCCUUGAGGAGCACGAGCUGUUCGUGCCAGCGAACAAGCCAACAAACCUCAAUCGAAACUCGAUGUAUCAGGCAUCAGAAGACUCAUCGAUCGAAGACUACGAAACUCCUGAAGAUGGUAUUCAGCAGACGUGUGGGUUGGUUUCCACGUCAUCGUCAAACUUGAACCCUCGACCGACUUCCUAUCCACGGCCCGAAACCCUACCUAGCAACGGAUACGGCGGUCAUAGAUCCAGCCAAGAGAGCAUCGAAUGGGCAAACGCCAAUCAUGGUCAAGAAGUCAAUGGCAUUCCGCUGAACCCGCUGAGAUAUGGCACGAACCAAACACUCGACUAUCGAUCAUUUUUCCCAGAAGCAAACCCUCCAACAGCACCUCCACCCCUGGCUUGCUGCGGGCCACCCACUACGUCUUGCGCUGUGUACCAUACAUCACAUCACCAGUCGCCGACUCACAAAUGGGAUAUUGCUUUGAACGGCCGGCCGAGCCACCCUGCAGCGAGAAGAGACAACAAUGGACGAACCGCUAUCAAAUCCGAGGACGAGGCGCGCCUCUGGAAUAGCAAUGCUACACUCAAGCAGUUUGGGCACGCCCUUCGAGAGCACACACCCGCAGAGUUAAGCCUUUUGGCCAUCUUUGCAACAUCCAAUCGAGUCGAGUACGAGAGAGGCAGCACGGAAUACGAGGUCCGAAAGGGAUUGCACACUAAUGUAAUCCAAUGUCUCCAACGUCUCCUCGGCGAGCUCGACGAGGCACUCGACCAGCUGUUGAGAAUAGAGCCGGAUAGAGAAGACGCACCCACAACGUUCAAAUGCAUGGAACGCAUGCUAGAGCAACAAAGAAUUUUUAUCCGCAAUCAGCUAGAGCAUGUUGAGCGGGAGGCAGAUGGUGCUGCGCCGACGCCGCCCUACGGCGAAAGCCUUUUCCCCGUCCACCGCCAGCAACCGAGGCAGAUAUCACCACCUCCCCGGUCGAAGCCAUCGGCUUGCUUCCAACGAACACCGGCAAGGUCCCUUCCUCAGUCCGUUGUCGACGGUCCAACAGUUCAACAGGUCGGGCUCGGUAUCGAGGAGUCCCAGAGGCCCUCAUCCUCUAAAGCGCAACUCCGCCUCGAGCCACACCGUUCCCAAUCUCCCUCUAGAAAAACAACAAGAACAUCUCCACCAAACCCCCAAGAGCAUAUGAAAUGGGUUGCGCCCUCUGGACGCGAGUACAGAGCAUGGCCCACCGCGGAUGCAGAUUACUCGCGACCCGCACUGAAGCCCGUCACCUACAAUAUGGACCAGGAUAGACCAUCUCUUCGGUUGCCGGGGGAUAUGAGUGGCGCGGUGCAUAUCAGGAGACAGCUUGAUGAGCAGGAGGAGACAGUCGAGAAUGCCAAGGUUCACCAGUGGCUAAAAGAUAUUGGGCCGGAUCCGGACGAUGUAGGGCCUCGGGGCCAUAAAAGAUACGGCGAGGAUGAUUUAGUUCCGCCCCUCGGCAAGAAGCCCAAGGUACUUGGUCUCCGCGGCGGGAAAGAAAAUGGGAGAGGGGCGCUGAGAACACUCUUUAGCAGUCUCAACCCCUUUGGGAAAAGGAAAACGUCCGGCUCUAGAAACGACGGCCCAAGAAACCAUGGCUUGGGAAACGGUGGCCCGACCAACGAAGGCGCAAGAAACCAAAGCUCGACGAACACCAACCACAGCAUCGCCUCACCAGACCCGGAAACCCCACCGUCCGUCAUUGUUGUACAAAACUUGCGCACCAAUUUCUGCGACGGAGAAAGUGACAAAAUGGCCCGGCGCUACUGCCGCUGGUUCGAGUUCCUCAUCCCCCUCACCGAGGAGACACCGGGCUCCAUCUCCGCGUCAAGCUUCAUGGCACGCCGCAGGCAGAGGAAGAAGCUCGAGAAGCUGAAAACGGCGCUCGCGCACAUGUCCAUCAGACCAUUUAAGAGGCGCAAGGCGACGUAUAACAGGACCGCACUACUCGAGAGCAGACUUAGCCUGCACGCGGAGACCAUGAGGAAGCUCACAGACAUGAGUCCCACGGAGGAGUCGGUGAUCCUUCAGACGCAACAGGACAUAGUUGAGUGCUGCGACAAGUUGGACCGCGAUUCGGCGGAGCUCGAGGAGUUGAAGAUAAAGCUGAUGCAGCAGAUGACGCUGGAAGAAAAGAUCUUUCUUGGCGGUGUGGUGCAUGGGGAUUGCUUCCUCAACUGGAUCACCAAGACAAGGAACCGUGUCCACUGGGAGCUAAGCUUUAUCGACCGGGUCAGGCAGAAACCGGAAAGGAUCAUGGUCGGCAUGCAUACGUAUUAUUCCGUUUGA
Colletotrichum higginsianum IMI 349063 is the source of this 2679-nucleotide messenger RNA. RefSeq lists its product as uncharacterized. The coding region runs from base 1 to 2679 and encodes 892 amino acids. The transcript has 4 exons. The record is from RefSeq and is a predicted model, not a curated record. NCBI's taxonomy places the organism in Eukaryota, Fungi, Ascomycota, Sordariomycetes, Glomerellales, Glomerellaceae.